CCAAAUUAAUAAAAUUAGUGAAACUGAUAAAACUAGUAAUGUUAGUAAAACUAGUAGAAUUAAAGUAAUUAAUAAUUUUGAUAAUAUUAGUGAUGCUAAUAAAACUAGUAAAACUAGUAAUAUUGAUAAUACUA
This is a messenger RNA of Racocetra fulgida, 134 nucleotides long. Lineage: Eukaryota; Fungi; Glomeromycota; Glomeromycetes; Diversisporales; Gigasporaceae. The record is from the annotation of a GenBank genome assembly.